Messenger RNA from Quercus robur (English oak), 909 nucleotides. Its product is annotated as pentatricopeptide repeat-containing protein At1g71060, mitochondrial-like. Gene Ontology annotation, biological process: RNA splicing. The transcript is spliced from 3 exons. The coding region runs from base 1 to 909 and encodes 302 amino acids. The record is from RefSeq and is a predicted model, not a curated record. NCBI's taxonomy places the organism in Eukaryota, Viridiplantae, Streptophyta, Magnoliopsida, Fagales, Fagaceae. Gene Ontology annotation, molecular function: protein binding.
AUGAAGCAUAAAGGGAUGUUGAGUAAAAAGACGUUUGCGUCGAUUUCACGGAGAUAUGCUAGAGUGAGGAAGGUUAAAGAAGCCGUAGAUGCUUUUGAGAAGAUAGAGAAGUUUGGAAUAAAGUUGGAAGUGUCGGAUUAUAAUAGAUUGAUUGAUACUUUGAGCAAAUCGAAAAAUGUUGAGAAAGCACAAGAGGUGUUUAAUACAAUGAAGAAGAGAAGGGAGAUGAGAGAUGAAGGGUUUGAACUUGAUGUCGUGACAUAUGGUAUAAUUAUCAUUGUGCAUUGUAAGGCAAGGAAAUAUGAUGAAGCACUUGAGUUAUUCCGUGAAAUGGAAGCAAAGAAUUGUAAGCCAACUCCGCAAUCUGUUAAAACUAUUCUCAUUAGAUCACUCACUAGUGAUUUUCUCUGCACACUCAAAGAUCAAACUUUCCUCCAAAAUUCAAAACCUCACAUUGAAACUCAACAUGGGUCUUUGCUAAAAUAUUGUCUUGGUUUUUACAGACUGUUACAUGAUGGUGUAGGCCAAGUGUUUGAUGAAAUAAAUGACAAGGACCCAGAUAGUCUGUUCUCGAUGGUGCUAAGGUUGAAGUAUAAUGCUUUGAUUGAGGCUUUGGGUAAGAUCAAACAGUUCAAGGUGCUCUGGAAUUUAGUUAGUGAUAUGAAGCAUAAAGGGUUGUUGAGUAAAGAGACGUUUGCAUUGAUUUCACGGAGAUAUGCUAGAGCAAGGAAGGUUAGAGAAGCUGUAGAUGCUUUUGAGAAGAUAGAGAAGUUUGGAAUGAAGUUGGGAGUGCCGGAUUAUAAUAGAUUGAUUGAUACUUUGAGCAAAUCAAGAAAUGUUAGGGGUUCAUCAGAGUGUUAUGGAAUUAGUAACCAUAGAGAGCUUAGGAAACAAAGACUAUACCUGUGA